Molecule: messenger RNA, 1023 nt
Organism: Penicillium verhagenii
Lineage: Eukaryota; Fungi; Ascomycota; Eurotiomycetes; Eurotiales; Aspergillaceae
Exons: 1
Coding region: 1-1023 (340 amino acids)
Source: RefSeq, a predicted model, not a curated record
AUGCCUACGAUUGAAGAAAUUCUGAAUGCAGCCCACGUCCUGGCGACAUUACGACUAAUAAAUGUCCAAGAAUUGCUCCCUCAUCGAGACAAGCUAGAGGACGCUCUACGCGUCCUGCAAGAACAAGUGGAUGCUGCACGAGCUAUUCAACUCCCCACCGCAAUUUCUCGCAACCCACCUGACGACCACAACCCGUCUUCUUACAGUACCUCACCCGCCGAAGGCAACCCACCCGCCGAAGGCAACCCACCCGCCGAAGGCAACCCACCCGCCGAAGGCAACCCACCCGCCGAUAGCAAUUCACAACAAAGCAACUCACGCGCCGAAAGCAAUCCACCAUCAUGUUGCAAAGCGAUCGAUCAAUUAUUUGAAGCUUUGUCUCGUGAAAAGGAAACUAUAUUGAGUUCCUUUAGAGGUCCUGAAUACGAUUUCGCAAAUGGCUGGUUUGAUGAAGAUCCUCGUAUCAUUGAUAUUUCUCUUGCCACUCCGACUAGCAAUCCUGAGGGUAAGCUACGACGAGGUUUGAGUCAAAGAUCAUUGGCUAUAGAGUAUGACCAAUGGGAAAAGGAGAAGUUUAAGACAUCCCGACUUGACGAGAUUUCCGAGGAUCCAAAACAUUUCUGCAAGUCUCGUCGCAGCGGCCAUAUCAGUGACUUUGUGAAGGCCCACCAAUUUAAAGACGAAAACACUGCAAUGCACGGAAUCAAACAUGGCCUGAGACUUCUUGUUUUUGAGUCCAUUUAUGGCGUCGCUGGAAUCUCGGCCAUUCUCAUCUUCCUAUACCGCUCUUUUCGCUCCGUCAAAUAUUCUUUUUUCUCAGAUCUGGAGGAUCGGUUUGAAAAACAGGAUAGGGAUACUGAGGAAGAGCAGCAGAAUACGAAUGCGGAGGAAGAGCAGCAGGAGUCGGAUAUCAACAGCCUUACAUGGAGAAAGCUAGCGGAAAGACAGACAACCUGGCUGGUGAAAUGUCAAGAAAGCUACGACAGUAAGUUUUGCCCCGGCAUCUGGUAUAGUCUGUGUUAA